CUGCACCGGCCAAACCUCCCGAAGAGAAAACACCGGGGCGAGCGAGGCUCGCUCUCCUCAUGAGUUCAUUACUCCCUACCAAAGUUUGAAUGACAGGAUUUGAAGAGCAAAACCAGUGACAUCUCUGAGCGGCGACAUGGAGAAUCAACCUAGUUUACUAACGUCGACGCUUUUUCUGAAGCACAGAGAGGUAGAAGUUGGAAUCAAUCGUAAUGUUUUUUCGUGGGAAGAAACUCAGGCGAAGAGAAAACGAGGCUCUGGCAUUUCUGAAGCAGCACGCAGCCAGGCUGUUCAGGUGUGUGAGAUAGUGGCUGUCCACAAGACGGAAGAUGAAGAUGACACCAAGUCCAGGAGGCAUCAGAAAAAGACAAAGCACAGCUCCCCGCAAUAUCCACAUGCUUUUACAGUUUCCUACGUGAGGAGGACGAGCCAACACCAGUGGAGGUGCAGCGACGUCACCUUUCACUGUGCAGACCAGGGACUCUGCCAGCGCUGGAUCCACGUUACAAAUGAGCAGCUGUCAUUACUCACCAACCGGCCGAAGAGCCUGCUGGUGUACAUCAAUCCAUACGGGGGAAAGCAGCGCGGGAAGCACAUUUACGAGCAGAAGGUGGCUCCCAUGUUCCGACGAGCCGGCAUCUUCACCAAUGUGAUCGUUACAGAGCGCGCCAAUCAUGCCAGAGACCACUUGAAAGCAGAGGCCGAGCUGGACGAAUAUGACGGGGUGGUGUGUGUGGGCGGAGAUGGGAUGUUCAGUGAGAUCCUGCACGGGUUGGUUACCAGGACCCAAACCGACCACCAUGUGGACCAGAACCAGUCGGACGCAGAGUUGGUACCGUGCUCCGUACGCAUAGGGAUCAUUCCCGCAGGGUCAACUGAUUGUAUCUGCUUUGCCACAGUGGGAACGAAUGAUCCGGUUACUUCUGCUCUGCACAUCAUUGUGGGUGAUUCCCAGCCAAUGGACGUGUCUUCAGUUCACCACGAUGACAUCUUUCUCAGAUACUCCGUCUCACUGCUUGGAUACGGUUUCUAUGGAGAUGUACUGGCAGACAGUGAGAGAAAACGAUGGCUCGGUCCGGCCAGGUACGACCUCUCAGGGGCGAAGACGUUCCUCCUUCACAACCGCUACGAAGGCACCGUCUCUUUCCUCCCCGCCGAGGACGGCGUGGGCCACCCGAGGGACAAGCUGCAGUGCCGAUCAGGGUGCCGCCUCUGUCAACACAAGCGCUCAUCGAAGGACAAGUCCAGUGAAACUUCAGAAAAGAAGGAGAUUAAAGAUCGCGGCGGCGGCUGGAACGUGAUCCGAGGCAAGUUCCUCGCCAUCAACGCGGCCAGCAUGAGCUGUGCGUGUCCGCGGAGCCCCAAAGGCCUGUCGCCCUCCGCCCACCUCGCCGACGGCACCACCGACCUCAUCCUGGUCAAACAGUGUUCCCGUCUGGACUUCCUCAGACACCUGCUCCGACACACCAACAAGCAGGACCAGUUCGAUCACUCCUUCGUGGAAGUCCACCGCGUGAGGAAGUUUCAUUUCCAGCCGUUGCGGCCCCGCCCGUCUUCGUUGGAGGACCUGAGCGAGCGUCCGGAGAAAACCCGCUUCGCCCCCAUAUGCUCCGCCCCGACACCCUGCAACCACGGCGACGGCCACAGCAGCUGGAACUGCGACGGCGAGAUCUUGCAUCACGCCGCCAUCCAGGUCAGUGUCCAGUGCCAGUUAAUCAGGCUGUUCGCCCGCGGCAUCGAGGAGCAGCAGCAGUGUGUUUGAGGGCCCUCGUGUAUUGCGGGUCCUCGAGUUGAGCUCCGUGUCAGUGGAGAGGAAGCCGGGCACGAAAACCGACUGGAACUUGGAAAGAAAAACACGCAUUCCAUCAGUUUAAAUCCCAAAAGCCUGCAGCUAAUCCUCUCCAAAGGAACGUUACAGCACAUCAUUUCAACUUAUUGAGGAUCUCAAAGGUCAACAAUCCCUUUUAGCACUGUUUGGACUCGCCCGACCGGCCGUCCUAAAUGUUUUCCUGUUCAACACAAACAAUUAGUCUGGUUCUUCUGGAAUUUAAUUUCCAGGGUCCAGCACCAGUGGAUGCAGACGAAACUGCCUCUGGAUGGCAUUUCGUAGGCAUAAAACCACUCAGCAGAACCGAGGAAUGCUGCUGAGUAACUGGCAUCAGUUUUGAAGGAAAGACUUCUCAAUCCUCCAUCCAUCCAUGAACUUCAGCUGAUCUGAGGUCGGAGAGGCCCAGGCGUCC
This is a messenger RNA of Cololabis saira (Pacific saury), 2240 nucleotides long. RefSeq names its product ceramide kinase (gene cerk). The transcript has 13 exons. Gene Ontology annotation, molecular function: kinase activity. Bases 137 to 1762 code for a protein of 541 amino acids. NCBI's taxonomy places the organism in Eukaryota, Metazoa, Chordata, Actinopteri, Beloniformes, Belonidae. The record is from RefSeq and is a predicted model, not a curated record.